AUGGGUGCUGUUCCGUCGAAGCAAGAUAGCACGUCGCCUGCGACCGAGCCUAUCGACAAGGUCGAUCUCGGCAACACGCUGGCCAAGAAACUGAGCGAGGCGACGCCCGACCCCAAGGCGCCGACGCCGGAUGCCAAGCGCCAGGAGACGCUCGACUCUGCGAUCCAGGACAAGAUCCACGAGGAGCUCAGUAAGCUGCGUAAGCAGGAGCAGGAGAUGCAGAAGAAGAUCGAGCUCGCCCUCGAGAAGGAAAACAUCGAGCGCCAGGGCAAGCCUUGGUUCGGCAACGACAAGGGCCAGAGCAGCGAGCUGCUGCAGCAGGAGCUUGACCGCGUCAAGUCGCAGAUCGAAAAGUACUACAAGCGUGACCUGAACUCGUUCCCGAGCCUGAAGGAGGCCCGCGACAAGGUCAUUGCGUGCUACCGCGCCGACAACAACCGGACGCUCGACUGCUGGCGCGAGGUCGAUGCUUUCAAGCAGGCAAUCAAGGGCGCGGAGAAGGAGCUGAUGGCCGCGUGGAACGAUGCGCACGAGGGUACGUGGCUCGAUGCGGAGGAGCAAUGA
Messenger RNA from Malassezia japonica, 564 nucleotides. RefSeq lists its product as uncharacterized. Lineage: Eukaryota; Fungi; Basidiomycota; Malasseziomycetes; Malasseziales; Malasseziaceae. The record is from RefSeq and is a predicted model, not a curated record. The transcript is spliced from 5 exons. The coding region runs from base 1 to 564 and encodes 187 amino acids.